GAAAGUAAACUGAUUAUCCUAGCAUCUGGUGGGCCUGCUGAGCUUGUGCGCAUCAUGAGAAGUUAUACCUACGAGAAACUCCUCUUCACAACCAGUCGUGUGCUUAAAGUACUGUCCGUGGAUACUGAUAACAAGCAGGCUAUUGUAGAGGUAAGAAAUAGUAGUUUUUUUUCAGCUUUGUUUUUUGUUUCAUUUACUUGCUGCAAUAAUAUUUUCUUCAAGUUUUUUAUUCAAUCUGGAAAGAGGGCUUUUCUACAGUUCUAGGAACAUGUUUAUCUCUUUUUUUUACCCUCGUGUUGCUAGCUAUAUAUUCAGGAUGACGGAAGAAGAAAUUAACAUUGCACAUCCUGAACACAAAAACCAACUGGUUGAAUUUUUGCGAUCUGUGGAUGCAACCAAAUUUUAUAAUGAGUUGUGACAGCUUUGGAAAGUAACACAAGUAACAGGGCUGUCAUUAAAAUUUCAAGUUGCCGGGCUAAUGAUACAAAGUAGGUGGGGAACCCAACAGCUAGGGAUUUUGUUUGGUUCUAUUUUUCGUCUAUUUUCGUUCAAAAGUAGCGAGAGUCGCAUUCAUGAUAGGCGGAGAAAAUCCGCGGACCCUAGUCCUUUAUAGGGAGCUUAAGCGCCAGUGACGGCAUCGAGAACCUCAAAAAAGCAAUAGGCUUGUUACGCAAAACAACACAUUUGCAUGUGCAUCACACUUUUUUGUACAUUUCUUUGUCUUUCUCUGCACGACUACGAUGUGAAAAUGCAUAAUUUCACAUUUUAUGGAAGACGACAAGCAAAGACGAAUUUUUCUUUCUCUUUCUAAUUUUCGGUGUGGUCUCCAAGCAAUCAUCUCCAGGGAAAUUCACCCACUUUUGACAUUUCAAGAGAACUGGAAUAAAUGCAGAAAAGUUUGAAAAAACGCGAAUUCAUUUUAAAGUGACCUUUUCCCUGCUGUAGCUGUCAUUGGUGCUGAAGCUCUCUAAUGACAGCCCUGAAGAGAGUUGUUCCUAUGAUUUGUUUCUUAAUGAUGUGGUACUUUGUGAUGAUGAAAUUAAUGUUGCCUUUGUUUUACUCAGGCUGGAGGUAUGCAAGCCCUUGCUAUGCAUCUUGGGCACCAGAGUAACAGGCUUGUCCAGAACUGCUUGUGGACACUUCGCAACCUUUCAGAUGCUGCUACCAAAGAAGAUGGACUUGACAACUUACUUCAGAUGUUGGUACAGCUGCUGUCGUCCAAUGAUAUUCAAGUCGUGACAUGCGCAGCUGGUGUCUUGUCCAACCUGACAUGCAAUAACCCCAAUAACAAACAGCUUGUGUACAGGUUUGGUGGAAUUGAAGCCCUGGUGAGGACGUGCAUGCAGGCUGGAGACAGAGAGGAGAUCACUGAGCCAGCGGUAAGAUAGUUGGCUAUGUCUGCUGUCUUCGUCAUUCGUGGUUAAUUAAGAAUUGCAGUGUUACAAAAGCAGGGAGGGGAAAGCUACGGUUUCCUCUUUUAAAGUCUGUAAAAUGUCAGAAAGGCCCUUUAGGGCAAAGUAUCUCAACUAAUUUUGUCGCUGUUUGUAGUUACAUUUUAGUAGAGGUGGUCUAACACUUUAUGCUCCUUUCAGGUCUGUGCGCUGCGCCAUCUAACCAGCCGUCAUGAGGAUUCUGAAAAAGCCCAGAAUGCAGUUAGGGUUCAUUUUGGCUUGCCAGUCUUAGUAAAACUGCUGUACCCACCAUCCCGUUGGCCGCUCAUCAAGGCUGUUAUUGGUCUCAUGCGAAAUCUUGCCCUUUGCCCUCUCAAUCAUACUCCGAUCCGUGAGCAUGGAGGCUUGCCACAGCUUGUUCAACUUAUGAUGCGUUCUCAUCAAGAUAUGCAGAGGAGACCUGGGCAGAGUGUGGUGAUUGAUGGUGUCAGAAUGGAAGACAUUGUUGAUGGGUGUGUUGGCGCACUCCAUAUUUUAGCACGAGAGGCACACAACAGAGCUGUUAUACGAAGUCUCCAUUGCAUUCCACUGUUUGUUCAGGUAGUUAAUACAUUUUUUGGCAGGGAUUUACCAUUAGUAAAUUUGUAGACAGUUAAGAAUGAGGAUUUUUCAGGGAAUUUGGAGAAUUUCAGUUCCAAAAAUAUGCUAGUGCAUUUUUAGGUCUGCUAGCUUGAUAUUUUGAUUUGUUUUCUAGACGAUCUUCAAUUCAUCAAUUUAAAAAAUUAUAUUAUAAACUAGCUUUCUCAGGGUGCAAAGAAAGUUAGGCAGGCUUUAACUACCAUGUACUAGCCCAAAAUUGAUUUGAUCUCGCCUGAAACGGGGAUUGCAAUAUUAUUCUUCUGUAAUUUGAAUUCCCCUAAAAACUUCACUUUUCCAUUGGGAAAGUUAAGAACCGAAUUCACUAGCCCAAUAGCAAAAUCCUCAAGCCCCAUGUAAUCGGAGACUACUUCCUUUCCACACUGCAUUUUCUGUCUAUCUAUACUUUGAAAAUUUACCUGGUGGAAAUGCUAAAAUAUAAUUGGUCUGUGAGUUCUGUUAGUGUGGGUACAUUUUUAAAACAAUGUAAUAAGACAAUGGUCCUUUCUGUUUUCAGCUACUAUACUGUCCCAUCGAGAACAUCCAGCGUGUUGCUGCGGGAGUGCUCUGUGAACUAGCCCAGGACAAAGAAGGCGCUGAAGCCAUAGAAGCUGAAAAUGCCACCGCUCCUCUAACCGAUCUGCUUCAUUCAAGAAAUGAGGGUAUCGCUGCUUAUGCUGCUGCAGUGCUUUUCCGUAUGUCUGAAGAUAAGUCACAAGAUUACAAAAAACGGUUGUCAGUGGAGCUGACGAGUUCUCUCUUCCGAGAUGAUGCCCCUUGGCCUGAGGUAAGGAGUGUAUUGUCAGUGGUGAAUGUUGAAGUAUCAACUCUUUAAACGCUAAGAGUGAUCAGCAUCAAAUUUUUCCUUGUAAUAUCAAUGCUUUGUAAAACAGAGUGGUCAUGAGAAUUAUGGACAUGAUCACACAAGAUGAAUUUGCUUGAUAUUUUAUCAACUUCUCCCCCCUACCUCUGUAGGAAAUGAAUAGGGGCAACAAAUAAGAAUUCAAAUUUUGAUCUUAGUGUUCAGUGUGUUAAUAAUUGUUUAAGCCCCAACGGUGACUGGCAUCAACUUUCUCCUAACACUGUCUAUAACAAAAAACUAAAAAAACUGUGCUCUAUCUAUCAAAGAGUUAUUUUUCUUAGAGCACAGCCAUGUACACCCUUCUUGACUAUAGUUCUUGACCAAAUCCCCUAGUCUUUGCACACUAACUUAAGAGGUUUUUUUUUGUUUUCUUUCUUCAGCCAAUGGAUGGAGACUUCCAUGACCCAAAUUACAAUAUGCCGCCUAUAGGCUAUGGUUAUCCUCACGAUGGCUUUGACUACAAUCAGCCGAUGGAUUAUUCUCACGACCCAGGUUAUGACUUCCACCAAGGGGACCCUGCUUUGCAACCUCUUGCACACCCCCCUCCUCGAGGGGGAACCUGGUAUGACACAGAUUUGUGA
Porites evermanni is the source of this 3470-nucleotide messenger RNA. The record is from the annotation of a GenBank genome assembly. NCBI's taxonomy places the organism in Eukaryota, Metazoa, Cnidaria, Anthozoa, Scleractinia, Poritidae.